AUGGCUAAGCUAGCUCUGCCAGGUCCUGUUAUUUCUCUCCUGCUUCUGUUCUUCUUCUUGGGUACGGUAGAGAUUCGUAGACUCUUAAGCUGCAAAGUUGAUGUUUUUAUUUUCAACAACUCUAUAGAGCAUUCCACGUUGUUGGGAGAUUUCGAUGUUGGUGAAUGGACAGCGCCACAACAAGCACUGCAGUCAGCUCUGGAUUAUGCCUGUAACUAUGCAGAUUCCAGCCCUACAAAGAAAGGAGGUUCUUGCUAUGACCCGGAUAGGCCAGCGCACCAUGCCUCAUUUGCCAUGAAUGCUUACUACCAGAAGAUGGGAAGAAACCAAUGGAAUUGUCAUUCUAACAAUACUAGUCUCAUUUCCUUGGCAGAUCCAAGUUACAAUCCCCUGCUGCCAAUUUACUCUGCAUUACAGAACAUCAUAAACUUCAUUUGUGGAAUAUUAAAAGAAUGCAGUGAAAUACAAGAACAUGGUUCAUGCUACUUUCCAAAUACCCUCAUAAACCAUGCCUCAUUUGCCAUGAAUCUUUACUAUAAGACCGAUGGACGCUACAAUUGUGAUUUCAAUGGCAUUGGCCUUAUCGUUGUCACUAACGCACUGCAAAAUAUUAUGUCUUCUUAG
Molecule: messenger RNA, 624 nt
Organism: Prunus armeniaca (apricot)
Lineage: Eukaryota; Viridiplantae; Streptophyta; Magnoliopsida; Rosales; Rosaceae
Source: the annotation of a GenBank genome assembly